GUACUCGGAAGGUUAUUCAGCCAAAAGUCAUUCCCAUCCGGUCCAAUUGAGUCGAAUCGAAUCGUUUUCGAUCGUUCAACCAAACGAAAUCAACCUUCUGAAAUCACAACCAGAACUUUCACUAGAACGAGAUUUUCUGAACCUCCCACUUCCUCACACAGCUUCCGGGUUCCUGUGUCGGUUUCAAACUGGGACUAACUGUCGACGACGUGAUUUGUUGUGGGCUAGGAUUUGUUUACCUACCAGAAGAGUCGAAGAGCAACAAGUGCCCAGUUCAGUGAGUGUGCCGAGUUGUGGGUGUGUCAUCAUCAUACUAACAACGAGUAGUGGUUUUGUAAGUUGUAACCGUGAAUAUUUAGUUUCGGGAUUUCGAAGCUUGUUGACGGUCGCCAUACCACUUGGUCGUUGGUCGUUGGAAUUUGAGCUGAGCUAUUUGGCGGAAAAUUGAUUGGGCAAAUUUAUCAGUGUGCCAUUCGCGGAGUCUGAAAGUGCCUGGAGUGCAUGGAAAAUUACCCCGUUUCAGUGUCAGGACUCGCAGAAACGCUUCCAAGAAAUCUCACACUAAUUAGUGCAUCAGCCGCCGUCUGUUGAUUUUCCGAAGAAUUUGCUCGAGAUCAAACGAAGACACAUCGGCGCCAGGAUUUUGUGUGAUUUUUCCUUCUCUUAAACGAGAUUACCCCUGACGGCAAACUUUGGUCACGGAUUGUAGCAGUUGAUGUUACCUAGCAGUUCCGAGAAAAGGAUCUUUUUUGGCGACCCUUCAGAAAAAGCUUUUGCAGCUCCAGUGAGCCGUCCCGAGGAGAAAAAAACCAUUCAAUAGAGAACCCGUAUCGAAAUAAAGCGUAAACAUUGCACUCAUAGAAACGAUGCCCGGGACCUGCCACAGGCUCCGGAUUCCGUCACUGGUGAGCAACCGAUCCUCCAAGGGGGUCAACGAUAGCCAGGAUGGCAACGGGUGCCUGGAACCGAUAACCCCGAGGAAGGAACGGCACCGGGUAACGAUGAUGGGUGCAGCUCGGGUUGGAAAAUCUUCCAUCAUAUCACAGUUUCUGUACGAAAAGUAUCUCUCCCGAUAUAAGCAAACGAUCGAGGAAAUGCACCGGGGCGAGUAUGAGCUGCCGGAUGGGUCCUGUCUGACGUUGGACAUCCUCGAUACGUCCGGAUCGUAUCAAUUUCCGGCCAUGAGAGCGCUUUCGAUCAACACCAGCAACGCGUUCCUGUUGGUGUUUGCCGUGGACGAUGAGGAGACCUGGUUCGAGGUGGAAAGACUGCGGGAACAGAUCGUCGCUGCCCGUGGUGCUCGUGUCCCGAUCGUUGUGGUGGCCAACAAAUCCGACAUCCCGGAAGAGUAUCAGAAGGUUUCCCUGCGACUAGCGCAAGCCAAAGCGAGUCUGGAAUGGGGCUGCGGCUAUGCCGAAUGUUCUGCCAAAAACAACGAAGGAAUCCUGACGGUCUUCAAGCAACUCCUAAGGCAGGCCAACAUCGAAUACAACCUCAGCCCGGCCGUCCGACGGCGAAGGAAGUCCCUCCCAAACUACACGACCCCAAACGGAAACCGGACCCACGGGGCCAAAUUCUACCUGAAACGACACUCCUGCUCCAUCCAAUAGGAGCCAUACUUAAAUAGUAGUUGCAGUUUGACUUUGCUACAUCGAAUUUAUUGUGGGAUCGAAGGCGUAGGAUGUUGGUUCUAAAGCUAUCGACUCUGAGUCGAAGGAUAGCGGAAUUGCCUAAAGGAACAAAAGAAGCACAUAUUUUGAUUGAAAAAGAAAACUACAAAAUAUACCUAUCUCUGUUAGGUGUCUAUUCGGUGUUUGACAGUCAUCCGUAUGUAAUGCUUGGGUUUGCCGUCAUAGACGUUUUUUUCCUUUUUGAAGCUUAUGAAAUUUUAUCGGAUUUUUCAACUAUCGAUGUCAACAAACCUGUGUGACCCAUUGUAUAUUUAAAUGAGAAGAUAGUGCCCAGACUCGAAGCAGGAAAGUAAGAGAAAAACCCAGGUUGCAUAUGAAUUCCAAAGUUUUUUAUAUUGAACGUUUCCGUCGUUUCCGAAGUUUGUAGGAUAAUUAUUAUGAUAUUUAAAGACAGAAGCUUAUACAUGCUUGGACGUUUAUAUGGUUAGAGAAAGAGGAAAAACCAAAACAAUAAUUGAAAUGACACAAAGUGGCGAAGUUCCACAAAAAAAACUUAAAAUUUUUUACGAAACUUAUACACCCAAAAAAGAAAAUGAACCAGUGAAGC
Messenger RNA from Uranotaenia lowii, 2238 nucleotides. RefSeq names its product ras-related protein Rap-2b-like. The record is from RefSeq and is a predicted model, not a curated record. NCBI's taxonomy places the organism in Eukaryota, Metazoa, Arthropoda, Insecta, Diptera, Culicidae. The transcript has 3 exons. The coding region runs from base 867 to 1610 and encodes 247 amino acids. Gene Ontology annotation, molecular function: GTP binding; GTPase activity.